Molecule: messenger RNA, 2488 nt
Organism: Thermothelomyces thermophilus ATCC 42464
Lineage: Eukaryota; Fungi; Ascomycota; Sordariomycetes; Sordariales; Chaetomiaceae
Exons: 3
Coding region: 266-2056 (596 amino acids)
Cellular component (GO): Cdc73/Paf1 complex
Molecular function (GO): DNA binding; RNA polymerase II C-terminal domain phosphoserine binding
Source: RefSeq, a predicted model, not a curated record
GCGACCUACGCUCCCGUCUUCGCUGCCGCACCCAUCGCCAUCGCCAUCGGCAUCGCCGACGCUUGCGCACUGUUCCAUUGCAUACGCCGCCGGGUUUUAGCUUGGGAAAUCUGCGCAGCCGCCGCAAGUCGUUGCCGCAAUCCUCGGCCUCUCCCACCGCGUCGUCGUCGACCCGACCGCGCCUUUCGAGGUAUCGCCGUGUUGCGCCGUGCCAUUGCGGCUGACCCAGCUCAGCUUGCGUCGAUCCGUGUGCCGAGACGCCACCAUGUCCGAUAUCGAUGAUGAAUUGCUUGCGCUGGCCGGUGGCGAUGUGUCGUCGGGCGAGGAGGAAGAGCCGAUGGAUAUGAGCCGAGACGAGUCGCGCUCGCCAGCGCCAGCGCCAGCGCCAGCGUCGUCCAGGGAAAAGGAUGCGUCAGCGCGGGGUGUGGCCGUCAAGAAGACGGCGGCCAAGAAGAAGGGGCGCGCGAGCAGGAGCGACGAUGAGUCCGAAGACGAGGGACAGGCCUCUUCGCCGCCCGCUUCACCAAGCUCGCAAAUGUCCGCUCCCAUGGACGAGUCGGAUUCGGAUUCCGAUGCCCCUCAGAACCGCGCCCGCAGUGCCGACGAUGAAUCGCCAUAUCCAAUCGAAGGCCUCUUCAAGAGCUAUGAGGAAAAGGCCCGCAUCAUGAGCAUGCGCGAGAUCGAGCGCGAGCAGAUCUUGGCCGAGCGUAGGGAGGAGAACGAGCGUAUCCGUCAGAACCGCAUGCUGCGCCAGCUCAAGGUGAACCAAGAGAAGGACAGCAAGAAGCGCAAGGCAAGCGCCGCCGAUCUCGAAGAUGCCACACGCAAGCCGUCCCGCACUCGCACAAAGGCCGGCGAGAGCAGCGACAAGAUGGACACGCUGCGCCGCGCCCGCGAGGAGCGCAGCAACCGCAAGGAACAGAGGGAGCGUGAGAACGACCGCCGCAGGCACCGCUCUCCCUCAUAUCGCCGCAGCCGCAGCCCCGACGACAAUCACAGCGACAAUGACUGGCGCAGAGACUCCAGGCGGAAAUCGGGAACGCCUGAUUUCAAAGAAGCCCCUCCUGCUGAGCUUCGUGACGUUGAGCGCGUUCGCCUCGGCCGGACCCGCUUCGCUGAGGUCUGCUUCUACCCCGGCUUCGAGGAGGCCAUCACGGGCUGCUACGUCCGUAUUAAUAUCGGGCCUGAUCCCACGACACGGCAAGACGUCUACCGCAUGGCCGUCAUCAAGGGUUUCACCCAGGGUCGGCCAUACGCCAUCACCGACCGCAGCGGGCAUCAAAUUGUCGUGGAUAUGUACGUCAAGGCCGCCCACGGCAAGGCCCAGAGGGAGUGGCCCUUCAUCACCUGCUCUGACAAGGCCUUCACCGAAGCUGAAUGGAACCGGUAUAAGCAAGUCUGUCUCUCGGAAGGCAUUCCGGUCCCUACCAAACCCGAGCUGGUCGCCAAGAUUGCCGACAUCAACGGCUUGAUCGAGCGCACCUGGACUGAUCAGGAGGUGUCCGAGAAGCUCAAGCGCCAGAACGCCCUGCACAUCAAGUACAGUGGCAUCGAGCGCGACAACGUGGCCAAGCAGCUCGAACUGGCGCGCGCCCGCGGCGAUGAGGCGGCCGUCGCCCGCCUCCAAGAGAAGCUUGACAACCUCGAAGUCCCACGCCUCGCCUUCCGCACCCAACUCAACUCGACCAAGAAGAGGGCCGAGAACCGCGGUCCGACCCAGCAGGAGAAGCUGGCCAUGCUCAACGCCGAGAACCGGCGCAAGAACGCCGAGGCCGUCCGAAAGGCUCAGCUGCUGGAGCGCGCCCGUGCCCGCGAGGCCGAGGCGCGCCGUGCCGCCGAGGGCAGCGGCGUCAGCACGCCCGUCGCGAAUGGCAGUGGCAGUGGCAGUGGCACUCCCAAGGCGGGACACUCGGCUGAGUUGCUACCUCACAUCGCCAAGCUGCAGGAACAGCAGCGCAGCCAGGCCAAGGCGGGCGUGCCGGUCAUUCACAAGCCGCUUAUGGACGACGACAUCAUUGGCGCCCUAGAUCUGGAUAUCGAUGUUGAGAUUGAUUAGCCUUUGACUCAGCCCGAGUUGCUUUCCGAGAUCGAGGGCCCUGGCCGUGUGAGAGAAGGAAGGGGAGAGCGAUGGUCGAGGGUAUGCUGGAAGACGGCUGCAUGAUGCGUGCUGUAGUUAACAGCUACCGCCGGGCUUAAUGCUGGUGUUGCUGUCAAGGCGGCAUCCAACCACAAGGAGAUGUUUGCGUUGGUCACCUUACGUCGGCGCAGCAGGGAAGACAAAAAUGGCAUACUCGUUUUCUAUGUGCAUGUCACGUUCAUAAAUGGUAACCAUCGCCUACUUGACUCUUCGUCACGGAUUGAGAGGGUCUUAGAACAAGCUGGACUCUCGAUCCUCAUAAAAGGCCUACUUACGUUAGUGAUAAGCAGCCAGACUAUACAGAGUCGCCCGAAACAAAAGGACAAAAAAAUAUCAGUCCAGAUCAUCAUC